AUGACUACUGUAAUCUUCUGGUUGAAGGUCCUUGAUGCCCGAGAUCCUCUGGGCAGUAGAAGCGCAUCGGUUGAGCAGCAAGUUCUAAGUAGUGGCAAACGGCUUGUUUUAUUGCUGAACAAGAUUGACCUUGUUCCAAGAGAUAAUGUAGCAAAAUGGCUUACCUACCUUCGCACACAGUUACCCACAAUUGCUUUCAAAGCCAGCACACAGGAGCAGAAUACCAACAUUGUGAGUUGUUUGUGUUUGGUUAUAGUCGGAGUAUAUGCUUUGAUACAAUCAAGUAUUGUUUAUCUACAUAGUCGAUUCAGCAGCUCAAAUCUAAACAAUUCUUCUUCUGCCAAAUGCAUAGGGGCCGACCUCGUAAUGAAGCUAUUAGGAAAUUACUGUCGUAAUAAGGAUAUCAAGACAAGCAUUCGUGUUGGAAUUGUCGGUUUCCCUAAUGUUGGUAAAAGUAGCGUUAUAAACAGUUUGAAACGAAGACGAGCUUGCAAU
Messenger RNA from Cylicostephanus goldi, 495 nucleotides. Lineage: Eukaryota; Metazoa; Nematoda; Chromadorea; Rhabditida; Strongylidae. The record is from the annotation of a GenBank genome assembly.